Messenger RNA from Momordica charantia (bitter melon), 1732 nucleotides. RefSeq names its product Nucleoside transporter family protein. NCBI's taxonomy places the organism in Eukaryota, Viridiplantae, Streptophyta, Magnoliopsida, Cucurbitales, Cucurbitaceae. The record is from RefSeq and is a predicted model, not a curated record. Gene Ontology annotation, cellular component: plasma membrane. Gene Ontology annotation, biological process: nucleoside transmembrane transport. Gene Ontology annotation, molecular function: nucleoside transmembrane transporter activity.
AAAAUGAAAAUGGAAGGUGAAAAGGCUAUUAUGAGAGAUCAUCAGCUAGAACCGAGAGAUACUUUUAAAAUUGCCUACCUGAUCCAUUUCUUGCUUGGUGUUGGCAAUUUGCUCCCAUGGAAUGCUUCGAUCACUGCGGUUGAUUACUUUGGCUACCUGUAUCCGACCAAGCACGUCGAGAAGGUUUUCUCUGUUGCUUACAUGACAUCUUCUGUGCUCGUUCUGGUUCUGAUGAUUGCUUGGGAUGGAUGGUCUAGAAAGAUGAGCUUCAGAUUUAGAAUGAACUUGGGAUUUUCUUUGUUUAUCCUUUCUGUUAUGGUGUCUCCAAUCAUGGACUGGGCUUCGAACGUGACUGGUUCGAACUGGAGACCGAACGAAGUUUAUGGUGUGAUCGUUGCAUCAAUUGUCACCUGCGGUUUGGCUGAUGGCUUGGUAGCAGGAAGCUUGAUUGGAUCGGCUGGCAGGCUUCCAAAACAAUUUAUGCAGGCUGUGUUUGCAGGGACUGCUUCUUCAGGUGUUCUUGUUUCAAUCUUGAGGAUUAUAACAAAGGCUUCGCUUACGCAGUCGCCGAAGGGUCUUCAGAAGAGUGCGCAUUUGUACUUCAUCGUUGGCGCUUCGAUUCUCUUCUGCUGCAUUGUCUCAUGCAACUUGUUGUGCAAGUUGCCAGUGAUGCAGCAUUAUUACAGAGUUCUUCUAGAUGAGCCUCCAUGUUCAAAAGCCAAGUUCUGGACAGUGGUGGGGAAAGUCAGGUGGCCCGCGUUCGGAAUUUUCAUAACUUAUGUCGUUACGCUAUCAAUAUUUCCAGGAUUCAUAGCCGAGGACCUGGAAUCCAAACUGCUUCAAGAUUGGUAUCCCAUAAUACUGAUCACAAUAUACAACAUUGCAGAUUUAGUUGGCAAGUCUCUAACUGCAAUAUACAUCUUGAAGAACAUCAACAAAGCAACAUGGUUCUGCAUCACCAGGAUUCUAUUUUAUCCACUCUUCAUGGCCUGCAUCCAUGGACCAAGGUGGCUGAAGACCGAAUUGCCAGUGAUCGUUCUGACAUUUUUGCUCGGCUUGAGCAACGGAUAUCUGACAAGUGUCAUCAUGAUCAGUACUCCCAAGUUAUUGCCUGCAUCAGAGGCAGAGCUAUCUGCCAUUGUAAUGGUUGUGUUCCUGGGAAUCGGGUUGGUCAGUGGAUCAGUUUUAGGCUGGUUCUGGAUCCUCUGAAGUUGAACCAAAACUCAAUAAAUUAUUUAGUACCCUGUUACAGCAGUUCGCCAAAAUGGUACUACAGGCUAAUAAAAUGUUGUCUUGUCCAAAUUAUCCGGAUGGGAAACCUUUUGCCAAACUUCACAAGAUAAAAAGUGCACAAACAGACAAGAUAAAAGGUCUAACAUUCGAACCACCACCACCCACCACGUUCGACCGUUGAGAAAAGCAAACCAAAUUGUAAGGCAUGAAGAAGAAGAAGCUGACAAGAAAAGUUUUUCACUCAAGUGGCAUCUCUCUCCAUGUUCAAUCUUAGGUAGUAGUAAGUAACAGAUGUAGCAUUAGAAAAGUCUAAGGAUCAGCUGUAGUAGUUUCAUCGUUUCUUUCUUAAAGGUAAAUUCAGGCACUUCGUACCUUCUCUUCUUCAGGUCCCUGUCAUACCCUCCAUGAUUUGAUGCCUUAAACUAACUGAAAGACUCCAAUUUAACAGGGAGAAUCUAGUAACAUUUUCGGUUUAAACUUUUCAGAUCAGAUCUUGAAA